Molecule: messenger RNA, 4494 nt
Organism: Sipha flava (yellow sugarcane aphid)
Lineage: Eukaryota; Metazoa; Arthropoda; Insecta; Hemiptera; Aphididae
Gene: Nup154
Product: nuclear pore complex protein Nup155
Exons: 26
Coding region: 455-4444 (1329 amino acids)
Biological process (GO): protein localization to nuclear inner membrane; protein import into nucleus; RNA export from nucleus
Cellular component (GO): nuclear pore; nuclear pore inner ring
Molecular function (GO): structural constituent of nuclear pore
Source: RefSeq, a predicted model, not a curated record
AUGGCUUGCGCGAUAUUGUCGAAGGAGGUUCUGCACUUGACAGCGCAAAACUUCGACGAAAUACGCACCGCACCGCAUACGUGCUUCUCGGUACACAAGCGUAAUAUAAUAUCUGAUGCUUUUAAUGUACAGUGUCCAUAGAUGGCAACGAACGAGCGGUUCAGCCAUGUCCAAUACGAAUGCGUGAUGAUCGACGGGAAACCGACGUGCCGAAACGUUUAUUUAACAAGGAUACGCAUUGUAAAACACUCUCCGAUACUAUAUUACAGUUCGCGUUGUAAACGUGUUUACAACCCGUUGUUCCUAUUCGUUUUAUUUUUUUUCUCCAGAAAGCUGCACGACCGACACUAUUUAUGUCCAUCUCGUUCAUGUUACUGUUUUCAGAAUGACACCAACGUAAAAGGACUUCCGAUGACGUUUUCCGAGGUGAUGCAACUGAAAACGCUGUUUGAAAAUGGAUUCUUUCAUGAAUGUUUCAAGAACCAUGGAUAACUCUACCAUGUCUAUGGUUAAUCAAACAAUUUCAACUAAAGAAAGUUUAGAUCUAUCUGGGAAAAUGUUGGAUAAAUUUUUUGCAGCAGAUGAUUCAUUUCCAACACUUAUUGAUAAAAUGCAUAUAACUAAUAGUGGUUAUAGUAUUAGUGGAUGUACAGAAUAUGACUAUCCUAAAGAAGGACUAGGAAUGUCUUCUAUCGCUCCUCUUAAGUCACGACACAAGAUAUCACUUCCUGGUGCAUUAUUGGAACAAUGGAAUGAUUCACAAAAUUUCCAUCGUAAGUUAGGAAUCUUUCCUGAGAUUAACAGAGUUUGGAUCACAAUUGAUCAGGAGUUUUUCUUAUGGGACUAUAGUGAAGGAACCGACUUAUCUUAUUUUGAUGGAAUGAAUUCUACUAUUUUUGCAGUAGCUUUAGUUUCACCUAAACCAAAUGUAUUUCAACCUCAUAUAAAACAUUUAUUAGUCCUAGCUACUGGUUUAAACAUAGCAAUAUUAGGUGUAACAUUUAAAAAAGUCACCGGUAUCGAUGGUAAAACAGUAGAGCAAUUAGAACUGACUACAGAUACAAUUUUUGAAGUUCCUACUGAAGGUGUAAUAACUUCCAAAAUUGUUGGAACAAAUGAUGGGCGAAUUUUUCUUGCGAGUGAAGAUGGCAAUCUAUUUGAAAUUGAUUAUUGGAAAGAUUUAGGAUGGUUUUCUAUUGGAAAUGGCAGACGAUGCAAAAAAAUUUGUCAUUCAGCUGGCACUCUAUCUUAUAUACUUCCUUCGUUUUUAUCAUAUGUGAUCAAUGAACCUUCGACUAUUGUUGAAAUAGCUGUUGAUAACACUCGACAUAUACUUUAUACUUUGACUGAAAAUAGUUCAAUUGAUUUAUAUGACCUGGGAUCUAAUGGUAAAUCAACAAGUCGAAUUAUUUCUUUGUCACAUUCUAGUCUUGAGCAUCAAGUUUCUAAAUUACUUAGAACCAUGGAAAUAGCUCAAAUGACUAUAUUGAGUAGUAUCAAAAUCAUUGAAGAAACCGAAUCGUCAAACAUUCAUCUAAUGGUUGUAUCUAAAUCUGGAUUUAGGUUAUAUUUUACAACUGGAGUAAUAAUCUCUAAUAAUACUAGACCUUACACAUUACAACUUUUACACAUACGAUUACCUCCAGGAUAUAAUAGGGUUGUAGGAGAAUCCAAACCAAGUAGUGUUCAACAUGUGAUGUAUAAUAGAGGUACUAUUAUAAUGGCGUGUGAUACUGACAUAACUAAUUACAGACCAAUGUUAUGGUGUAUAACUCCUGAUGAAUAUGCUUUUAAUCCUAACUUUAGUGAAAGAUAUUUUAUUACCGAUCUGGAUGUAUGCCCAUUAUCAUUAGAAAACAUAGGACCCAAUUUAUUGAUAUACAAUGACCCAACCUCAAUACAACCACCACUUAUUGUUCGCCAACAAUUUGAAAAUCGACAAGAAUAUAUUACCAUAGCUCCUCAGGGUUUGGAAAUUUUUGAAAUGCUUCGACCAUAUGACACUCUCUGUGAAUUGUUUACUAUCAGUCAAGGUUCAGAAACAGAUGCUAUCAAAACAUAUUUCAAAAAUUUCAGCGAUGAUCAAGCAUGUGUUGCUUGUCUCACAAUAAUUUGUGAUCAGUCAUUAAAGAACAUUAAAGUCAAAGAAUAUGCAACCCGUGCAUUUUUCACUCAUGGCGGUGAACCUAAAUUAGUGACUGAAAAUUUACAUAGCUCACUCAAUGAUUCAUCAAGAGUUCUUCAAAAUACUAGUUUUAGACCAGGAAAUUUUACAACAUUCAUGAACAAUCAAUCAAAUAUAACAAAUCUACCUUUUGAAUCUACUAGCGUUCAUUAUUCAUCUAAACAUAAUGGAUUAUAUUUAUUUGUCAGUCGUUUACUUAGACCCCUUUGGAAUAUUAAAGCAGUAAAUAUGGAGACUACUGAUGGAAAAACUUAUAUUGUCAAUACUGUAUCUCCAGAUGAUUGUUCAUUUGUAGCUAGUCAUUUGCAAACUUUACACACUUUUAUGAAUAAUUAUUCAAAAAUGUUAGGAAGUUAUACUAAGGCUACAUUAGAUGCUUCAAAACGUACAAUUGUACAAGAUGCAAAUCAAUCUGAAACUAAAUCUAUUGAAUGUUUGAAACAAUUAGUUGUUUAUAGUGCUGAAGUGUUUAAUUUAUGGAAAUUACUCAGUGAACAUCAAUUUUAUAUUAUAGCUAGCAAAUUAAGUGAACAAGAACACCGUGUAUUGGAAAAUGUUACUUUUAAGGAAUUGAUCCUUGUGCAUCAAGAAAUAUGUCAAAGCUUAGUACAAAAACUUUUAGAUACAUAUUUAAAUGAGAAUUCAUCUGUAGAAUCAAUUAGUACGAAACUACGCCAAGUAUGUCCAUCCAUAUACCAUUCUGAAGAUGCUGCUUGUGCUAAAGCUUCCGAAAUGAUUAAAUUGGCUCAGUCAACAAUCAAUGAAGAUGAACGUAAACGAAUUUUAUAUCAAUCUCUUAUGGUGUUAAAAGAGGUAGCACCAAAGUUUAAUUUAACUUCCGUAUGUUUACAAUACACAAAUUGUGCUUAUAUGGAAGGUGUAUAUCAAUUGUGUAGUGAGUAUGCCAAAAAAGUUGAUCCAAAAAAUUUAGGUGGUCAUUACUUUGUCAACAAUAUGGUGUUAGAUAGAGACGGGCCUGGUUAUGGUGCUUACAUGUUUAGGUUAGACAUUUACAAAGAAAUAAGUGCAAGUUUAGACUCCUUAUACUCAAUCAUGGUGAAAAAUCCAUCAGUGAUCAUUCCUAACCGACCAAAUUUAAUACCUGGCAUUUUAGAAAAUUCUGCGUUAACUCCUGAACAAGCUUCUAAUUUGAUAUCAGAGUUAAUAAAGUUAUGUAUUUCCUGUGAUGAUGAAAUCAUGCAUACUGUCGUAUACAGGUGGAUGAUUGAUAAGAAAUUAAUAAGAGAAACCAUUGAAAUGGGACAUCAUAGUUUGGAAAAGUUUUUGUUAACCCAAUCUAAGUCUGAUGAUAGCAAUAAUUAUAUCAAAGAUGUAUUAUGUAGAUAUUAUGAGUACAAUGGAAAUUAUAAUGAGGCAGCAGAAGUUUUAGCAUCAUUAGCUAAAAGACCUGAGAGUGGCUUAACUUUAAGCGAUCGUCUUAUGUAUUUAGGCCGAGCAAUGGCAUGUUUACGUAGUAAAAAGUUGAGUACUCCUGCAUUAAAUGCUACUAGUCUAAGAGAAGUAGAAGACUUAUUACAAGUAGCUGAAAUACAAAAAAUGAUAUUGGAUUUAUUGUCAUCUAGCCAAGUUGUUGGGAAAAUUGAUAUCAUUGAAAAACUUAAUAGCAAUCUGUUUACAUUAGGAGAACUUUAUAGUAAUUUUGCGGAACCUCAUAGUUUAUGGGAAGCUCAGUUAGCAAUAUUACAACUUUCUAAUCAUGAUGACCGCGAAUUAGUCAACCAGAUUUGGGAAAAUAUUUUACUUAAAGUUGUGGAAGACUGCGGUGAUAUUGGUGAACACAAUAAAAUGACCAUUGCUUUGGAAAAAAUUAAGUCAUUGGCCAGUUCGCAUCCAAUUAAUUCUUCGACUUUUGACCUAGAAUAUGUAACAACUAUGUUAGAAUAUUUAAAUUGUAACUUGGGUGGCGAUUUGGAAUCUGUAUACACAACUAUGUUGACAAUUGGUGCUCCUAUUGAAUCUCUAGUGGCCAUUUAUAAAAAAAUUUAUUCUACUAAUGAUCCACGGUGGCAGAAGACCAGUGAACUGCAUGUGUUAGAAGUAAUCAUGAGUCUAGCCAGAUAUUAUUUACAAAAUGUUGAUUUAUGGCCUUCAGGGAUGCAAAGGAGAUCGAUUGCUGUAAACUUAUUUGAUUUGUUGGUGAUUUGUCAAAAUAUGCUUUACAGUCGUUUUGCUCAUAGUCCACUGAUUGAAGGUGUCAUUGCGAUCAAAAAUGAACUUGAUAAUAUUAUAAAAAACUAAAUGCAACAAACUAACAUAAUAAUUUUGAAUAUAUCAAUUAUUUUUAAAUA